AUGAUCACACUUAAAGAACGUAUUAAGACUUUGUGGAAGAAUGGAGUUUGUAAAGUCCCGGCUCUUCAAAAAAUAACUGGCUUUCCUAAAAAAACACUAUAUAGAUGGGUUAAACAACUUGAAGAAACAAAUGACCUUAAACAAAAAAAUAGUGAACUAGCGGAAACCUUACAAAAACCUACUCUGGACUCAACAUUGCAGCUAGGACAGUUAGAAAUAAUCUCCAAAAGCUUAAGUAUACCUCGUUCGGUUUCCCUACUCACCGAAGAAGCCAUUAAACGUCGUAUUGCUUGGGCAAAAUCCCACCAAAGAAAAGGUUGGAAUAGCGUUAUUUUUUCCGAUAAAUCAACGUUUCAAAUGUUUCGUAAUACACCCAGGUUCGUUACAAGGAUGGAGAACCAAUUCCAAGUCGUCCAGUUGUAA
Messenger RNA from Diversispora eburnea, 423 nucleotides. The record is from the annotation of a GenBank genome assembly. Lineage: Eukaryota; Fungi; Glomeromycota; Glomeromycetes; Diversisporales; Diversisporaceae.